Nannospalax galili (Upper Galilee mountains blind mole rat) is the source of this 1746-nucleotide messenger RNA. It is a transcript of the gene Fank1, whose product is annotated as fibronectin type III and ankyrin repeat domains 1. Gene Ontology annotation, molecular function: protein binding. The transcript is spliced from 11 exons. Gene Ontology annotation, biological process: regulation of apoptotic process. The record is from RefSeq and is a predicted model, not a curated record. Gene Ontology annotation, cellular component: nucleus. NCBI's taxonomy places the organism in Eukaryota, Metazoa, Chordata, Mammalia, Rodentia, Spalacidae. The coding region runs from base 296 to 1309 and encodes 337 amino acids.
CCGGGCUCAGCCGGGAGCAGCGCACCAUGGAGCCCCGCAGUAAGCGGCGGGCGGGUCUCGAACCCGCGGCCUCUGGGAGCCUGGGGGCCGGGGGAGCGCGCUGUACGCGUGCAGGCGCCGAACCCUUCCCGGGACCCCACUGAGCACGGUAGUCGCCACUCCUUCCUUCCGCCCAGUAGGUAGUUUGUUCCUUCAUCCUGAUGGUGCAGCAAGACUGGGUCUCCGGACAGCCCGCCUCCCCCAACCUUCCCAGCAACGUGUGGUCAAUUAUCCUCUCUCCAACCAUAGAGAAAUCAUGCCAUCCUCGAAGCCUCAUCCUCCUGUCGUUGGCAAAGUGACUCACCACAGCAUCGAAUUGUACUGGGAUCUGGAAAAGGAGAAACAGCAAGGCGCCCAGGACCAGUGGCUUCGGUUCUCCAUUGAAGAGGAGGACCCCAAAAUACACACUUACGGCAUCAUUUAUACGGGAUAUGCCACGAAGCACGUGAUUGAAGGUCUGGAACCAAGGACACUGUACAGAUUUCGACUGAAGGUCACUAGACCCUCUGGAGAGUACGAGUACAGCCCAGUCGUCUCCGUGGCAACGACCAGGGAGCCCUUAAGUAGCGAGCACUUUCAUCGAGCUGUCAGUGUGAACGAUGAAGAUUUGCUCCUUCGAAUGCUUGAAGGAGGCCAUGUAAAGAUUGACGUGCCCAAUAAGUUUGGCUUUACUGCCCUCAUGGUCGCUGCUCAGAAAGGCUACACCAGGCUUGUAAAGAUCCUUGUUUCUAACGGCACAGAUGUGAAUCUGAAGAACGGAAGUGGCAAGGACAGUCUAAUGCUCGCAUGCUACGCAGGACACUUAGAUGUUGUGAAAUACCUGCGGAGACAUGGAGCUUCUUGGGAGGCUAGAGACCUGGGAGGCUGCACGGCUCUGCACUGGGCUGCGGAUGGAGGCCACUGCUCUGUGAUUGACUGGAUGAUAAAGGAUGGCUGUGAGGUGGAUGUUGUGGACGCUGGUUCGGGGUGGACACCGCUCAUGAGAGUCUCUGCUGUGACGGGAAGCCAGAAGGUGGCAUCACUCCUCAUCGAGGCUGGGGCAGACGUGAACGUGAGGGACAAAACUGGGAAGACGCCUCUCAUGGUGGCUGUGCUAAAUAAUCACGAACACUUAGUCCAGUUACUCCUCGACAAAGGGGCAGAUGCAGGUGUGAAAAAUGAGUUUGGCAAAGGAGUCCUAGAAAUGGCCAGAGUUUUUGACAGACAGAAUGUACUCUUCUUACUAGAAGAAAGGAAAAGAAAACCGCCCAGGAAGUCCUCUGUCCAUUGACCAGAGCACCGCCCUUCUGCAAUGCCUGAGCAGAACCAAACCGUGCCUGCUGGGCUGGACAUACCACACGUGUGUCUCUGAGGGCUGAAGGUUUAUUUAGUUGGAAAUUCACAGGGACUUUUAUGUAACAGGCAACUGUUCCCACAUUGAAAUGCAUCUUUUUACCUAAGCACGUGCGUAUGUGGUCUCGUCACUGGGCGUCUCUAGAACAGGGAUGUUCUCUUUCCCGUGUGCCUUUAGAGUCAGACAUGAAACAAAAUAUUUAUGCACUGGAGCUACAUAAACACGCACAGGUGCCCCGUUCUGCCUCCUGCCUCCGAGUUGUCCUCAAGCCGCUCCAGGCCCGUCCCCUCAUGUGUUUCUUAUUAUCCGAGCCCGCCCUACUGCAGGCCAGGCGGCUGCCAGGCUGCCGUUGCCUCCCGCGGUGGACUCCUCCU